AUGACAACAACAGUAGGCCCGACAGAAGGUACAUCGACUAUCCUACCACCGCCUGGCUGUACAGCCAGCUGCAUUACAACAGUUAUUGUUACUGCAACUGCAACUGCCGGAGCUACAACGACAACAACGGUAGGUCCAACGGCUGGUACGUCGACAGUCCUACCACCUCCUGGAUGCACUACCAACUGUAUUACGGUCAUUAUUGUUACUACACUUCCUGCCUUAAGUGCUACAACGAGAACAACAGUAGGUCCUACCGCUGGUACCUCGACAAUCCCGCCGCCACUUGGAUUAACGACAACAACAGUAGGCCCAACAGAAGGUAUAUCGACUAUCCUACCACCGCCCGGCUGUACAGCCAGCUGCGUUACAACAGUUAUUGUUACUGCAACUGCAACUGCCGGUGCUACAACAACAACAACGAUAGGUCCAACGGCUGGUACGUCGACAGUCCUACCACCUCCUGGAUGCACUACCAACUGUAUUACGGUCAUUAUUGUUACUACACUUCCUGCCUUAAGUGCUACAACGAGAACAACAGUAGGUCCUACCGCUGGUACCUCGACAAUCCCGCCGCCACUUGGAUGCCCGACAGAAGGUACAUCGACUAUCCUACCACCGCCCGGCUGUACAGCCAGCUGCGUUACAACAGUUAUUGUUACUGCAACUGCACCUGCCGGAGCUACAACAACAACAACAUGCUACAACGAGAACAACAGUAGGUCCUACCGCUGGUACCUCGACAAUCCCGCCGCCACUUGGAUUAACGACAACAACAGUAGGUCCAACGGCUGGUACAUCGACAGUCCUACCACCUCCUGGAUGCACUACCAACUGUAUUACGGUCAUUAUUGUUACCACACUUCCUGCCUUAAGUGCUACAACAAGAACAACAAUAGGUCCUACCGCUGGUACCUCGACAAUCCCGCCGCCACUUGGAUUAACGACAACAACAAUAGGCCCGACAGAAGGCACAUCGACUAUCCUACCACCGCCCGGGUGUACAGCCAGCUGCAUUACAACAGUUAUUGUUACUGCAACUGCAACUGCCGGAGCUACAACAACAACAACAAUAGGUCCAACGGCUGGUACGUCGACAGUCCUACCACCUCCUGGAUGCACUACCAAUUUAGGUCCUACCGCUGGUACCUCGACAAUCCCGCCGCCACUUGGAUUAACGACAACAACAGUAGGCCCGACAGAAGGUCCAACGGCUGGUACAUCAACAAUACCGCCGCCCCCUGGGUGCACGACCAACUGUAUAACUUCCAUUAUUGUUACUACACCUCCUCCCUUAAGUGCUACUACGAGAACAACAGUAGGUCCUACCGCUGGUACCUCGACAAUCCCGCCGCCACUUGGAUUAACGACAACAACAUUAGGCCCGACAGAAGCUGGAGCUACAACAACAACAACGGUAGGUCCAACGGCUGGUACGUCGACAGUCCUACCACCUCCUGGAUGCACUACCAACUGCAUGACGGUCAUUAUUGUUACUACACUUCCUUCCUUAAGUGCUACGACAAGAACAACAGUAGGUCCUACCGCUGGUACCUCGACAAUCCCGCCACCACUUGGAUUAACGACAACAACAUUAGGCCCGACAGAAGUAGGUCCAACGGCUGGUACGUCGACAGUCCUACCACCUCCUGGAUGCACUACCAACUGUAUUACGGUUAUUAUUGUUACCACACUUCCUGCCUUAAGUGCUACGACAAGAACAACAGUAGGUCCUACCGCUGGUACCUCGACAAUCCCGCCACCACUUGGAUUAACGACAACGACAGUAGGCCCGACAGAAGGUACAUCGACUAUCCUACCACCGUCCGGCUGUACAGCCAGCUGCAUUACAACAGUUAUUGUUACUGCAACUGCAACUGCUGGAGCUACAACGACAACAACGAUAGGUCCAACGGCUGGUACAUCAACGAUACCGCCGCCCCCUGGGUGCACGACCAACUGUAUAACUUCCAUUAUUGUUACUACACCUCCUGCAUUGAGUGCCACGACGAGAACAACAGUAGGUCCUACCGCGGGUACAUCGACAAUCCCGCCGCCACUUGGAUUAACGACAACAACAGUAGGACCGACAGAAGGCACAUCGACUAUCCUACCACCUCCCGGCUGUACAGCCAGCUGCGUUACAACAGUUAUUGUUACUGCAACUGCAACUGCCGGAGCUACAACAACAACAACGGUAGGUCCAACGGCUGGUACGUCGACAGUCCUACCACCUCCUGGAUGCACUACCAAUUUAGGUCCUACCGCUGGUACCUCGACAAUCCCGCCGCCACUUGGAUUAACGACAACGACAGUAGGCCCAACAGAAGGUCCAACGGCUGGUACGUCGACAGUCCUACCACCUCCUGGAUGCACUACCAACUGUAUAACGGUCAUUAUUGUUACUACACUUCCUCCCUUAAGUGCUACAACGAGAACAACAGUAGGUCCUACCGCUGGUACCUCGACAAUCCCGCCGCCACUUGGAUUAACGACAACAACAGUAGGCCCAACAGAAGGUACAUCGACUAUCCUACCACCAUCCGGCUGUACAGCCAGCUGCGUUACAACAGUUAUUGUUACUGCAACUGCAACUGCCGGAGCUACAACAACAACAACGGUAGGUCCAACGGCUGGUACAUCGACAGUCCUACCACCUCCUGGAUGCACUACCAACUGCAUAACGGUCAUUAUUGUUACCACACUUCCUGCCUUAAGUGCUACAACAAGAACAACAAUAGGUCCUACCGCUGGUACCUCGACAAUCCCGCCGCCACUUGGAUUAACGACAACAACAGUAGGCCCGACAGAAGGCACAUCGACUAUCCUACCACCGCCCGGGUGUACAGCCAGCUGCGUUACAACAGUUAUUGUUACUGCAACUGCAACUGCCGGAGCUACAACAACAACAACGAUAGGUCCAACGGCUGGUACGUCGACAGUCCUACCACCUCCUGGAUGCACUACAAAUUGUCCUACCGCUGGUACCUCGACAAUCCCGCCGCCACUUGGAUUAACGACAACAACAGUAGGCCCGACAGAAGGUACAUCGACUAUCUUACCACCUCCCGGCUGUACAGCCAGCUGCGUUACAACAGUUAUUGUUACUGCAACUGCAACUGCCGGAGCUACAACAACAACAACGGUAGGUCCAACGGCUGGUACGUCGACAGUCCUACCACCUCCUGGAUGCACUACAAACUGUAUGACGGUCAUUAUUGUUACUACACUUCCUCCCGUAAGUGCUACCACGAGAACAACAGUAGGUCCUACCGCUGGUACCUCGACAAUCCCGCCGCCACUUGGAUGUACGACCAACUGCGUUACAAGUAUUAUAGUUACGAUAACGGGUGGUGCAGUAACGACAACGACAGUAGGCCCAACAGAAGGUACAUCGACUAUCCUACCACCGCCCGGCUGUACAGCCAGCUGCGUUACAACAGUUAUUGUUACUGCAACUGCACCUGCCGGAGCGACAACAACAACAACGAUAGGUCCAACGGCUGGUACGUCGACAGUCCUACCACCUCCUGGAUGCACUACCAACUGUAUUACGGUCAUUAUUGUUACUACACUUCCUGCCUUAAGUGCUACGACAAGAACAACAGUAGGUCCUACCGCUGGUACCUCGACAAUCCCACCGCCACUUGGAUUAACGACAACAACAGUAGGCCCAAUAGAAGGUACAUCGACUAUCCUACCACCGUCCGGCUGUACAGCCAGCUGCGUUACAACAGUUAUUGUUACUGCAACUGCAACUGCCGGAGCUACAACAACAACAACGGUAGGUCCAACGGCUGGUACAUCAACAGUCCUACCACCUCCUGGAUGCACUACCAACUGCAUAACGGUCAUUAUUGUUACCACACUUCCUGCCUUAAGUGCUACAACAAGAACAACAAUAGGUCCUACCGCUGGUACCUCGACAAUCCCGCCGCCACUUGGAUUAACGACAACAACAUUAGGCCCGACAGAAGGCACAUCGACUAUCCUACCACCGCCCGGGUGUACAGCCAGCUGCGUUACAACAGUUAUUGUUACUGCAACUGCAACUGCCGGAGCUACAACAACAACAACGAUAGGUCCAACGGCUGGCACGUCGACAGUCCUACCACCUCCUGGAUGCACUACCAAUUUAGGUCCUACCGCUGGUACCUCGACAAUACCGCCGCCACUUGGAUUAACGACAACGACAGUAGGCCCGACAGAAGGUACAUCGACUAUCCUACCACCGUCCGGCUGUACAGCCAGCUGCGUUACAACAGUUAUUGUUACUGCAACUGCAACUGCUGGAGCUACAACGACAACAACGAUAGGUCCAACGGCUGGUACAUCAACGAUACCGCCGCCCCCUGGGUGCACGACCAACUGUAUAACUUCCAUUAUUGUUACUACACCUCCUGCCUUGAGUGCCACGACGAGAACAACAGUAGGUCCUACCGCAGGUACAUCGACAAUCCCGCCGCUACUUGGAUGACAACGCCUUGGACUGGUAUUGGGACGAGAACUAGUACAGUUCCCCCUACUGGUACCCUUCCAGGAACUGUUAUUAUUGAAACCCCAGAAACCUAUAAUACAGUAACAACGCCCUGGACUGGUGUUGGAACUAGAACAACGACGGUCCCUCCUACUGGCACCAUUCCUGGUACCGUUAUUAUUCAGACUCCUACCAGCUCCCUCCCGGUAUUUAGCUUUGUAACCAUAACGACUCAAUGGACUGGUAUCGGGAUAGUAACGAGUACGAUCUCUCCAACUGGCACCAUUCCCGGAACUGUUAUUGUUCAAACACCUAUGAUAUAUGUAACAAUGACCACACCUUGGACUGGUAUUGGGACGAGAACUACUACAGUUCCCCCUACCGGUACCCUUCCAGGAACCGUUAUUAUUGAAACCCCAGAAACCUAUAAUACGGUGACAACGCCCUGGACUGGUGUUGGAACUAGAACAACGACGGUUCCUCCUACUGGCACCAUUCCCGGUACCGUUAUUGUUCAAACACCUAUGAUAUACGUAACAAGGACAACGCCUUGGACUGGUAUUGGGACGAGAACUACUACAGUUCCCCCUACUGGUACCCUUCCAGGAACUGUUAUUAUUGAAACCCCAGAAACCUAUAAUACAGUGACAACGCCCUGGACAGGUGUUGGAACUAGAACAACGACAGUCCUUCCGACUGGUACCGUUCCUGGUACCGUGAUUAUUCAAACACCUAUGAUAUACGUAACAAGGACAACGCCUUGGACUGGUAUUGGGACGAGAACUAGUACAGUUCCCCCUACUGGAACCCUUCCAGGAACUGUUAUUAUUGAAACCCCAGAAACCUAUAAUACAGUGACAACGCCCUGGACUGGGGUUGGAACUAGAACAACGACAAUCCUUCCGACUGGUACCAUUCCCGGUACCGUUAUUAUUCAAACACCUAUGAUAUACGUAACAAGGACAACGCCUUGGACUGGUAUUGGGACGAGAACUACUACAGUUCCCCCUACUGGUACUCUUCCUGGAACUGUUAUUAUUGAAACCCCAGAAACCUAUAAUACAGUGACAACGCCCUGGACUGGGGUUGGAACUAGAACAACGACGGUCCUUCCGACUGGUACCAUUCCCGGUACCGUAAUUAUUCAAACACCUAUAAUAUACGUAACAAGGACAACGCCUUGGACUGGUAUUGGGACGAGAACUAGUACAGUUCCCCCUACUGGUACCCUUCCAGGAACCGUUAUUAUUGAAACCCCAGAAACCUAUAAUACAGUAACAACGCCCUGGACUGGUGUUGGAACUAGAACAACGACGGUUCCCCCUACCGGUACUAUUCCAGGGACUAUUAUUAUUCAAACACCUCUAACAUAUAUAACAAUAACUACGCCUUGGACCGGUAUCGGGACCUCAACUACUACUGUUCCUCCUAGUGGUACUCGUCCUGGAACCGUUAUUGUUGAGACUCCACUAACUUACGUUACAAUGACGACGUUUUGGACUGGUACUAGGAUUACUACUACUACAGUACCUCCAAGUGGAACAAAUUCUGGGACAGUUAUUAUUAAGACACCGUGCUCUAUGGAUGAUAUAAACGUAUCCCUUGCAGCGAGUUCUACACAAGGCGCUGAGACUACUUGGACCGUUCCGCCUUGUGCUUCUACUAUGAGCUUUAGUCUUGUUGGAGGUCGUGGUACUGGUGCUAGUACUAACAUUGACCAAACGUGGUCCAUCGGCGGGCUUAUUGUUGGCUCAAUUAAUGUUGUACCUGGCGAAGUAGUUGUUGCAGUAGCUGGUGGCUCUGGAUCUGGCGCUAGCCCAGGAACAAGCGCGUAUGGGAAUGGAGGAGCAGGCGGGCUUGCAACCCGUUCAUGGAUGCCUGAUGGUGCUGCAGGGGGUGGAGCAUCUGCUCUAUAUCUGAACAGUACCUUGUUAGCAGUCGGUGGGGGAGGCGGGGGCCAGAAUUACGCCAGGUCAUAUUCCGGAACUUAUGCGUUUAACCCGAAUUGGGCUAUAUAUCCGACUUACAUAAACCAAGGUCCCGGUAUCACCUUUGGCUACGAUAUGAACUUUACAAGAAACGAUAAAUCACAAUACAUAGUUAAUGGAGUUGGCUUUGGGCCCGCUUGCUGUUCGGCUGGGGUAGCAGGGGGUGCGAUUGGGUAUAGUUUCGUUUUAUCUGGAGCAGGUAUUCCCUUUGUCUCUCCAGCGCCAAAUGAUUAUGGAUUUUUUAGUCAAGGGGGCCUUCCAGGGCUUAAUGGAGUCCCAGGUGCCGGGGGUAUUACUCAAAUACAAUCAUGGGCAGCACCCUAUACAAGUAUUGUAAAUGGUAACCCUGGUAAUGGGAAUAAUGGUGGGAAUGGGGUACAAUCACCGCCGGUUGUAGUGCUUAGUAGCGGCACUUUUUAUGCUGGAACGUCAUGCGGUGGUGGCGGAGGCUAUGGCGGCGGCGGCGGCGGUGGUGCUGUUAGCUAUACAUAUAGUACUAGUUAUCCUGCUUGGGGUCACACUGGAUUAGUACAGGGAUCAUUGGGUGCUGGUGGAGGAAAUUUUGCGUCCAACAUUCUUUUGACUUCUUCUAUAAGCUUGGGGUUGCUUGUACAGCAGGGGACGGUUAACGUUACAUUUUCCUAA
Molecule: messenger RNA, 7110 nt
Organism: Drechmeria coniospora
Lineage: Eukaryota; Fungi; Ascomycota; Sordariomycetes; Hypocreales; Ophiocordycipitaceae
Exons: 27
Coding region: 1-7110 (2369 amino acids)
Source: RefSeq, a predicted model, not a curated record